AUGACUAUCAUCAAGGUGUUCCAUAAGCAUUCCUAUAAUGCUCUUGGAGGUGUUGGCAUCAUAAUUGGACAAGUGACCCGAAAGCUGCUCCAUAUUGGCAUCCGGAACAAAUACUGCUACGCCUGUUCCUUGGCAGAGAGUCGACAAAAAGAUCCUGAGUGCUUUAAGAAUUGGGAUGAGUCGAGUCAAGCUAUGGAGGCAGAUGUCAUUGUGGAAGGCUUUAUGAAUGCUGAGAAAGAUCACGGUGUUCGGUACAUGCGCCUUGUUGCAGAUGGUGAUAGUUCUGUGUAUGCCAGAAUACAGGAAACAGUACCAAUUUGGGGUCCUCAUGUAACUAAGCUGGAAUGUGCAAAUCAUGCAUGCAAAUGCCUUAGAAGCAGUUUGGAAAAAAUGGUUGACAGACUACCAAAACUAAGGGGAAGAGGAAAGUUGACCUUGGCAACUAGAAUAAGAAUUGUGUCUGCUGUUCGAUGUGCUAUUCGCAUGAGGUCUUCUGAAGAAAACAGAUCCUUGGCUUGUAAGAAAUCAGUUCAUGACAUUAAGAACUGCAUUUAUCAUGUUUUUGGCGACCAUACCAGGUGUUCUGAAUUCUGCAAGAAGUCCUCAGGUGAAAUUCCAAGUAAAGAAAGCAAUCCUACCUCAACCUGUGAAGAUGAACAAUCUGAAUCUGUUAUAUCAGUUGUGAGAGACCAGCAAGACUUUUGGACUGAUGGUUCUUCUUUGAAAGAUCAGGAAGAUUCCAGAUUAGCGGUACCAGGAAGAGGAUUGUCUGCAGCUGACAAUGAAAUCAUAAACGAAGUUUGUCCACUAUUGAACCGCAUUGCAUCCAAAGCUGAAAGAUUACUUGGUAAUUUCACCACAAAUCUAGCUGAGGCCUGGAUGAAUAUUCGUGCCAAGUUUGAUGGUGGAAAAUUUUUCAAUAGAUGCUCGAGAGGGUCUUGGCAUUGCAGAUGCUAUGGUGGCGCUCUUCGUCAAAAUCAAGUGGUCACUUAUGGUUUGGACAAAGUAAGAUCUAUUUCUCCACACCAGCUCCAUAUUGAAAGAAUAGUUGUUGACAAGAACUUGUGGGUGACUAAGAUGUUACCAAAGCUGACAGCAUUCUACUACACUUGUCUACUGCCAGAAUUGUGUGCACCAAAAUAUGGGAAAAGUUCAGGCAUCAGAGAACCUGGUGUCUGGGAUACCAAACCAAAACAAGAGUCUUUUAAGCCUAAUUGUAGUGGCACCAAACCCCAAACUACCACCAGAUCUACCAACAGGGCUGCAAGGCAACGUUUUGUGGGUCGGGAAAUUUCCCACAAGUGGAUAGUUGAUGAGUCAUCAGACAACUGUAAAUGGUACCGUGGCAGUGUUUUAGAUGUUACCUCUGGUCUUGAUGGUAACCCUGAUGCUGUUUAUGACAUUUAUUACCAUUCAGAAGAUGAAACAUAUUCCAUCAACCAUCUAGUGCAGGAUUUCGGUCAAAUUUAUUGA
Messenger RNA from Lottia gigantea (owl limpet), 1473 nucleotides. RefSeq lists its product as hypothetical. NCBI's taxonomy places the organism in Eukaryota, Metazoa, Mollusca, Gastropoda, Lottiidae. The coding region runs from base 1 to 1473 and encodes 490 amino acids. The record is from RefSeq and is a predicted model, not a curated record. The transcript has 4 exons.